AGUUGGUUUCUUAAUGUCAUUGACAAAAAAUGUAUCAAGUCUAUUCAUUGAGAAAUGUAUCAUUUUUUGCUGCACAAUGUAAACAGAAAUACUAUCUGAUAAUAGAUACAUUUAAAUAUACAGAUAUCCAAAAAAAUUAUACUUUGAAAGUCAUUUGAUUGAAUCAAAUAAAAAUGUCCAUGUUAACUCUAAAUUCUUGUGGUGAAAUACCAUAUAAUAACACAAUGUUCAAUUUUUAUAUGGAUCAAGAAUUGGUUGAUACCGAACUAAUAUUAGCUAAUGGAAAAAUAAAAACCCAUUCCCUAAUAUUAGCUACUCAAAGCAAGAGGUUGUACGACAUGUUGAUAUCACAAAAUGGACAAAAGAAAACAGUUAUGUUGACACAAUAUUCCAAGGAAACAAUGCGAAUUAUUUUAGAGUAUAUGUAUAGGGGCGUAGUAACGUAUCCUACACAAAACGAUGAAGAUGUUAAGGAAGUAAUAGAUUUUCUAGGGGUUAGUUUUAAGACUGAUUCCAAAGAUAAAUGUAAAGUUGAAAAAACUGAAGAGACAGAUGAUUCUAUUAUAGAAGUAAAAAAACAAGAAACUUUGAUAGAAAUUUCUGAUAAUGAAACUGAAACGAACGAUAACACAAUUAAAAAUAUAUCGAAAUCACAAAACGUUAGUAUUAACCAAGAGAAAAAAAAUGAGAACACGAGUUUGGGGCCAUUAGAUGAGUCUUAUGAUUUUUUAACUAACAGUAGUGAUACAAAAAUUGAAGGUACACAAAAAUCAAAUGAAUCUGAGAAAAGUCCAGAUUUUAUGAAAACAAAAGAAAGAAAGAGGAAAAAUGUGGUUAAAAACCCGUUUUCCGAUUAUGUAACUGUAAAGAAAUCCGAGGAAUCUGUAAAUAAUUCACAAAGCCAAUUAUCAAACCACCAUAACGAUCAAAUUACAUCAAAAUCUCAGUCUGAAACCGAAGUUUCUAACAACAAAAGACAUAAAUGCGAAAAAGAACAAUUGAACGGACAAUCUGUAUCGGAAAAUCGUGAAAAUAAGGAUAAAUCGGCGGAAAAACCGACGAGUACCGUACCAAAUAAACAAGGGAAAGUCAAGUCUGAUACUAAUAUAUGGAUUAACAAGAAAAAAAAUCCAAAUAAUAUUUCGAAAAAGUAUUGCCUGAUGUGCCAGAAGAAUAAAAUUAACAUAAAAUGUCACAUAAGGAUUUUCCAUAAGAAAUUGACGAGGCUUCCGAAUCAUAUUUGCGAUAAGUGUUCCAAAAGUUUCUUUUUCGAGGAAUUUUUGAAUUGUCACAAAGAAAUUUGUAAAUAACGAAUUUUUUAUAUGUAUAUAGAUACCUAAUUAUUAUAUUGAAUGAUUUAUCGUUUUUAUUUGGAAAACAUACUAUAUAUUUAUAGAGGGUGUGACCGGAUAGUAAUGUGUCAAGUCCUAGUUUCAAAAAUUUAUUCACCCAAAUGUUACAAUUUCUUAUUAUUCUUUCCUGGAAGGAUUCAACGACGAUGUCCUUCAGCGACUUUUUCUUAACACUUUAAGGUUAUCCACGGUAUCCAAAUGUCCUCCAGGUUAUCAGAUUGUUGUCCACGGUAUCCAAAAAUUAUUCUAUCAAUUUCUUGAGCCUAUAGAACAAAAAAAUUGUCUGUCGUUGCUAUGAGGCGGCCAAUUAGUCAUUAGUAAGUAAAACUAAAAAAACAAGCACAUGGUCGAGGUGGAUCUUCCAAAUAAUCCUUGAUCUCUAACGUGACGCGGUUGUUCCUUCGACGUAGAAUUUAGGUUUUUCUCCAGGUGGUAGAAAGCAUCUUGUGCCACUUGAUUCUACUAGCAUUUCGAGAAGUAAUCAUCCCUAAAAGCCUCUUUAAACCCGGUAAAAGUUUUCUCCGGCGUUUUCUUGAUUGUAAUCAACGGAAAUCUCUAUUUAGCCUUUUAAUGUACAGUCGCUUCGGAAAAAAUGUGACACAUUAUUUUCCCUGUAUGUUUCAUAAUUUAUUUUUUUGGAAAAAAAUCUACACUCAAUUGUGAACUUUAUAUUUUUAGUCUUUUUUUCUUCAUAAUAUACAAAUUUUAUUUUAUAGCUACAUAUUUGAAGAACGUUUUUAUUUAUUUUUAAUAAACUUUUUCAUACAUCAGAAAAA
This is a messenger RNA of Diorhabda carinulata, 2128 nucleotides long. RefSeq lists its product as uncharacterized. NCBI's taxonomy places the organism in Eukaryota, Metazoa, Arthropoda, Insecta, Coleoptera, Chrysomelidae. The record is from RefSeq and is a predicted model, not a curated record. Gene Ontology annotation, molecular function: protein binding. Bases 174 to 1310 code for a protein of 378 amino acids. The transcript is spliced from 6 exons.